UAAAUACUGACUCACCGUCCAUUCCUUUAACAAUCUCUUCAAUUCAUUCACGAAUCACUAUUCUCUCUAAAAUACCAUCUAGGUUUAGAAUUUUCUGCAAUUAUCGAUCGAUCUGAACGAUGUCGUCCACUGAUGCAACUCAGAAGAUGAUAGUGCUAAAAAGUUCCGAUGGUGAGACUUUCGAGGUGGAGGAGACUAGCGAGCUUGCAUCUAUCUGGAAAUGUGGCUUUUUAUUUGAUAAAGAGAUUUAUGCCAAUACUUGCUCGGGUGAAUACAGGGUUUAUGUUUCUCUUUGCAUUGAUCGAUAUUUGAUGCUUUCCCCUGUCAUCCAUGCACUGUCUGUUACGUUGAUGAUUGCAUUUACUUGUACACUUUCUUUAAUGGAUAGCUUAGACUGCUUAGUUGCUCUGCUGGAUCUUUUAUCAAGAAUACAUUGUUUGUGUGUGCUCGAGGCAAUCUUUAAUUGUGAGGUAUAUUUGCUGCAAGCUUUGCUGGUUAACUUAGUCUUGCUGAUGACUGACUUCAUUUUUUUCAUUAAGGCUGCCAACUACCUAAACAUCAAGAGCCUGCUUGACCUUACAUGUCAAACGGUGGCGGAUAUGAUCAAGGGGAAGACUCCAGAGGAAAUUCGGAAGACGUUCAGCAUUAAGAAUGAUUUCACUCCGGAGGAGGAGGAAGACGUUCGAAGGGAGAAUGCUUGGGCAUUCGAGUGAAUGAUGAAUAUGCUAGAUGCAUAUAUUGUGAUAGCCUCUGAUUUAUCAGUCGUUUGGAUAUACAUGGUUUCUUUUGUUUUUUGUUCUGCUGAACCUUGUUCUCUCUGUGUUAUUUACAGGGUGCUGUUACUAUGUCUGAAAAACUACAUUAGAUCAUAGACGUUAUAAUUUCCUGUUUUCUUCUGCUUACGAGUUAUCUGCGCAUAUUUUGCUGUCAACAAUAAAGGUGUUACAAUGGUUAUGCAAACUAUGAAAUGUAUUGAAAUCCCA
Molecule: messenger RNA, 983 nt
Organism: Olea europaea var. sylvestris
Lineage: Eukaryota; Viridiplantae; Streptophyta; Magnoliopsida; Lamiales; Oleaceae
Product: SKP1-like protein 1A
Exons: 5
Coding region: 120-713 (197 amino acids)
Biological process (GO): SCF-dependent proteasomal ubiquitin-dependent protein catabolic process
Cellular component (GO): cytoplasm; nucleus
Molecular function (GO): cullin family protein binding
Source: RefSeq, a predicted model, not a curated record